GGAAACGGCCUAAAGAGAGCAAGAAAGUUGCAGAAAGAUUUGCAUGUAAGGUGUUGUUGUGGGGAACUGACAAAAAGUCCAUAAAGUUUAAUUUUCUUGGGAAAGUGAAGGGGAGAAAGAAUGGCUGGAAACGAGUGGAUAAAUGGGUACCUGGAGGCGAUUUUGCAUACUGGGGCGACGACCAUAGAGGAGCAUAAGCCGGCACAGGUGAAUGAAAGAGGAGGGCAUUUCAAUCCGACGAAGUAUUUUGUGGAGGAGGUGGUGACGGGGGUCGAUGAGUCUGAUCUGUACCGGACAUGGAUCAAGGUGGUCGCCACCCGCAACACCCGCGAGCGCAGCUCCAGGCUCGAGAACAUGUGCUGGCGCAUUUGGCAUCUCACCCGCAAAAAGAAGCAGCUGGAGUCUGAAGAAAACCAAAGAUUGGCAAAGAGGAGACGGGAACGGGAACAAGGACUCAGGGAUGUCACAGAGGAUAUGUCUGAGGACUUGUCGGAAGGAGAGAAGGGAGAUAUUACAGGGGAAAUGGUGCAAUGUGAAACACCAAGGCAAAGGUUGCAGAGAAAUUUUUCCAUCUUGGAAGUAUGGUCAGAUGACAAAAAGGAGAAGAAACUUUAUAUUGUCCUCAUCAGUUUACAUGGGCUGGUGCGGGGUGAAAACAUGGAGCUUGGUAGAGAUUCUGACACAGGUGGACAGGUCAAAUAUGAGGUAGAGCUUGCCAGGGCACUUGCAAAGAUGCCAGGGGUGUAUAGAGUAGAUCCUUUUACUCGCCAGAUCUGCUCACCUGAAGUUGAUUGGAGCUAUGGUGAACCUACAGAAAUGCUAACUGCAGGUGCUGAAGAUGCAGAUGGUAGUGAUGUUGGAGAAGGCAGUGGAGCUUACAUUAUCAGGAUUCCUUUUGAUGGAGCUUUAGCACAUAUUCUUAACAUGUCUAAAGUUUUGGGUGAACAAAUUGGUGGGGGCCAGCCCAUAUGGCCAUAUGUGAUUCAUGGCCAUUGUGCCGAUGCUGGGGACACUGCUUCUCUGCUCUCUGGAGCUUUGAAUGUCCCCAUGGUUCUAACUGGAUACUCACUCGGGAGAAACAAGCUUGAGCAACUCCUUAAGCAGUGACAGCAAUCAAAGGAGGACAUCAACUCAACAUACAAAAUUAUGAGAAGGAUUGAAGGAAAGGAAAUUUCCUUGGAUGCUGCAGAACUUGUUAUCACAAGUACUAAGCAGGAGAUUGAAGAACAAUGGGGACUUUAUGAUGGAUUUGAUGUCAAGCUUGAAAAAGUUUUACGUGCAUGUGCUAAACGUGGAGUGGACUGUCAUGAUCGAUUCAUGCCAAGGAUGGUGUGCCAUGGAAACAGCAUGGGUUGAGUUCAAUCCUCCAAAAUUUCUUUGAUAUAUGAACCGAAGUUGAUGCAUAAAUGUGCCAAUAAGAUUCUGCAUCGCAUAAGCUAUGAAUUAUCAACAACAUUAAAUGCCAGAGAACUCAUUGAGAGUGGAGUUAUCCCAGCAUUCUUCCAAGCUGUCAAGCAUGGCAUAAUGGAGUUUCUGGAUGAAAUAAGUGUAACUAGUCCAUAUAUAUUUUCGUGCACUGAUGAAAAUUCAAGGGACAUAUUCAUGCAUGCAAUUGAAUAUCGUCAAGAGAAACUUUUCCUUAAUCAAGAUAUCUCCAAUCAAAACGUACCUCUGAUUGCUUUCAGAGAUAGGGACAACUACAAUGUGCUACACAUGGCAGCGAAGUUAGCUCCUGACACUUGGCUUGCUCGUAUCUCUGGUCCAGCUACGUGAUUGCAAAGAGCAUUAUAAUGGUUCAAGGAGCGAGAGUUUCUUGUUCCAGAGUGUAAAGAAUUUGUAAAUCAAAAUGGAGAAACUCCUCAGCAAGUGUUUAGUAGGGAUCACAAGCAACUGGUAAAAGAAGGGGAUGAAUGGAUGAAGCAAACAGCUCAAUCUUAUACUGUAGUUGGUGCCCUUAUUGUCACCAUAAUGUUUGCUGCAGCCUUGACUGUACCCGGCAGUAACAAUCAAGAUACUGGCUUCCCCAUAUUCUUACAGAAAAGAUUAUUUAUGAUGUUUGUUUUGUCAGAGGCAAUUUCUUUGUACAGUGCAUGUAUUUCAGUGUUGAUAUUCUUAGGAAUCCUGACAUCUUGCUAUGCUGAAGAAGAUUUUCUUAUGUCAUUGCCGACCAAGUUGAUUAUCGGCAUUUGCACACUCCUCGUUUCUAUUGCAACAAUGAUGGUAGCUUUUUGUGCUACUGUUUUAGUCAUGUUACAGGGACAAUGGUGGGUAGUCAUCUCACUAGUUCUGUUUGCCAACAUUCCGCUGUAAUUAUUGAAAUGUGUGAUGACAUUUACAUUUGAUGGGUAGGAUUUCAAACUUUUUAUUUCCAAUUUUAUUAAAGGUUUUACUGUUGAGUUAAAGUGUUGCUUUGGUUGAUUUUUUUUUUAACAGGUGAUUCAUUCCUAAUAAUUAAUUAAAUAUUGUGGGUGUAUAAAGAUGAAAUUUUCGU
Molecule: messenger RNA, 2491 nt
Organism: Rubroshorea leprosula
Lineage: Eukaryota; Viridiplantae; Streptophyta; Magnoliopsida; Malvales; Dipterocarpaceae
Source: the annotation of a GenBank genome assembly